This is a messenger RNA of Prorocentrum cordatum, 1251 nucleotides long. The record is from the annotation of a GenBank genome assembly. Lineage: Eukaryota; Dinophyceae; Prorocentrales; Prorocentraceae.
AUGUUCACGCAGAUUAAGCCAGCGCCGCUGGAGAUCGCGAGGUACGACAUCUGGGACAACGCGGCGCUGCGCAGGACCGAGGUCUGCGCCCUGGGGCCCACGGCGGCUCGCCGCGCGGCCCGCGGCAGGCGCCGCAACGCGGCGCUCCACGCGGCCGACCUUCCGCCGCGGGGUUGCGAGCGGGCCGCCGACGCCGAGAUUGCCGCGGCGGCAGCGGGCCCACGCCUAGAGGCCCAGGAGUGGGCUUCGAAGGUCGGCCAGGAUGACAAACAGUGCGUGAGCAUGGGUUCGCAUGUGGAAGCAAGCUUGAACGGCUUCGUGGAGGCGGUGCCAAUGGCGUGUGCGCCCGUGUGCCGAGUGCUGGGCGAUGUCGGCCCGGCCCCAGGUGUCUGGCUACCGCCCGUCGAGGUCCUCGCGAGCGCAUUCGGCGAUGGCUUGCAAACGGGCUUGCGGUCGGCAGCGCAGCUCGGAAGCGAGGACGAUGGGCUUCGACAGUGCGAUAGGCACGCCGAGCCUCCUGGUGCAGCUGAUAUCCGGGAGGUCGCUGGCCGUGCAGCCGAGGAUGUAGUCCGGCUUGAUCGUCCUGGUGCUGGUGGUCGUGCCGAAUCCUCGAUUGCAGGUGGCUCUUCGGCAGCGGCAGUUCCAAGUGCUGGUAAGAAUCUCGGUCCAGGUGCCGAGGCCGCCAGUGCGAUCGGCCGAAAGACAUAUUCGGGCGAAGUGCGGCAUGGGAGCGCGGGCGCGCGAACCGGCCGUGGACAGCUGUGGACCCCUCGCCCUUCUCGUGCACCAUCGUCCGAGCCGUCGGCGGAUGAGGGAAUCCACGCCGAGCCGGUCUGCGCCGACGUCCCAAGGGCUGAUGCGGUCAUCGAGCAAGUGCUCACGAAGGCUCAGCAGGAGGCGUGCUCCGUGAAGAUGGGCUUGGCGCAGCGCUGGGAGCGCCACGAGUCCAAGCUCCUGGACCAAGCCAUCGAGCUCUUCAAGCAGUGCUGCGUCCAGGAGGCAGAGCAGCAGAGGUGCGAGGCGGCGGUGUCUCUCGAGGUCCUGCCCCGGCAGGGCGUCAAUGCGGAGUCCUGGUGCUACGCAGUGCAUCGACCGGCUGCGCCUUUCCCAGAUGGGAUGCCGACCCCUUCCGCGGACGUGCUGCGGGCAAAGCUGCCGAAUUUCAUCAAGAAGGUUAGGGUCCUCGGCUUCACCAGCUGCAUCCACGAGGCGGGCACAUGGAAGGUGCACGUCGCCUGGCGCCCCCCCUGA